AUGAAAGCUCGUACAACCCUAACUCUUGUACCUCCAAAAAAAGAUGCACGGGUUGUGAGCAUGAAGCUCGUCCAAUCGGUGGUCCAACCCUACCUCCACCAGCUUGUUGUAAGAAAGAUAAAGAUUGUGACGCGCAAUGUGCAGGAGGAGCUGGAUUCUGCAGGAGUAAAAUCUUUUCACCCUUCCGCUAAAGGGCCUUUGAUUAGGUUUAGGGGUGGAGUAUCCCAAGCAGUAUGGUGGUCGGAGAUGGAGUUUGUGGUGGCGAGAAGAAUUCAGAUCUCUGUUCAUGGCGGAAUCUGUUCGGAAGAGGAACUUCCAGUACUAAUCCGGAGUGGAGCGCUGCUUCGGCGAGGCGAUUCUAGGAGGCACUGCAUCGGCUGUCAGCCGGCGGUUUGCUUUUCCGGCGCCGCUUCCAACAAUCUUCUAGAUCUAACACGUGUAGACAUGUGUAUCACAUGCAGUACAAUUAGACUGACGGCUUUGAACCACUCUCGACUUCUCUUUGAGUACAAGAAGAGCAGCGACGGACAGGUGCAUGAUUCCUUCAGUAUAUCAAGAGAGUACAGAGACCUCUUGGCUUGUUCUGUUGAUAGUUGCCCUGCAACUACACUCGCUUACUAG
Molecule: messenger RNA, 621 nt
Organism: Microthlaspi erraticum
Lineage: Eukaryota; Viridiplantae; Streptophyta; Magnoliopsida; Brassicales; Brassicaceae
Source: the annotation of a GenBank genome assembly